Helianthus annuus (common sunflower) is the source of this 3435-nucleotide messenger RNA. Its product is annotated as probable LRR receptor-like serine/threonine-protein kinase At1g07650. Gene Ontology annotation, biological process: protein phosphorylation. The record is from RefSeq and is a predicted model, not a curated record. The transcript has 25 exons. Gene Ontology annotation, molecular function: protein binding; ATP binding; protein kinase activity. NCBI's taxonomy places the organism in Eukaryota, Viridiplantae, Streptophyta, Magnoliopsida, Asterales, Asteraceae. Bases 291 to 3332 code for a protein of 1013 amino acids.
UCAAAACAAUAAACUCUCACCAGUCACCACCUUCUCCAUUAUUCUAUCUCACCAUAUCAUCCUCAUUUUUAGCUCCAAAAUCCCCAUUCCAAGCCUAAAUCUUUCAUCUUCAAGGUGAUCUCAAACAUUUUAAGGGGUUUUCUUGCUUAAGGACUCAGAUUUUCUCGUUUCUCUCAAGAAUCUUCACCUAGCUUUGCUAGUGAAAAAGCAGGAAGCAUAGGUUAACACUGUUUCUCCUCUCCAUAUCAGCACUCUCUUUAGUCGGACUCAAUAAUCCAACAAACAUCUCAAUGAAGAAGCUCUUGUUAUUUGCAUUCUUCUUGAUUUUCUACGCAAAUUGUCGGUUUACACAGUCAACAAAGCUCCAUACGCAAGAAGUUAAAGUACUGAAGGAAAUUUGGAAUAAGACAAGGGUUCUUGAUUGGGACUUUGACAAGGAUCCAUGCAGUUUGGAAGGGGACUGGCUCUACAGUGUUGACUGCAAUUGUUCUUUUGACGGAAAUACCACGUGCCGUAUUACUGGAAUAUUUAUAACGCAGAAGAAUAUCACAGGACCCAUUCCAUCCGAGUUUGCCAAGCUUAGGCAUCUUCAAAGUUUGGAUCUAAGUCAAAACUACUUCAGUGGAACCAUACCAUCUGAAUGGGCCACCAUGCCUUUGAGAAACCUCUUGCUUGAGGGAAACAUGUUAUCCGGUCCAUUUCCAACAACUCUCACCAAAAUGACCACCCUUCAAGCGUUGGUCUUAGAAGGAAAUCACUUUUCAGGACCCUUACCCAAAGAGAUUGCAAACUUGACAUAUAUGAUACAUCUUGAUCUAUCAUCAAAUGAUUUCACUGGCGAACUCCCAAGUGGAGUAGCAAACCUUACCAAGUUGACCACUCUGAGGCUAAGCGGAAACAACUUUACUGGAAAGAUACCGAGCUUUAUUGAGAAAUGGACACAAAUUGAAACACUUCAUAUACAAGGUUGUUCUUUUGAGGGGCCCAUACCUUCUAGCAUCUCUCGCCUAAUAUAUUUGAAGGAUUUGAGAAUCAGUGACUUAAAAGGUGGAGCUUCUACUUUUCCCUCACUAGCGAAAAUGCAAGAAUUGACUACAUUGGUACUUAGGAAUUGUUUUAUUCAUGGGAAAGUUCCUGACUACGUCGGAGAUAUGAAAGAGCUGACUACUUUGGAUCUCAGUUUCAACAAUUUGACCGGGACGAUCCCCUACUCACGUUUUAACGUACAGUAUAUGUACUUGUCACAAAAUAAUUUUACUGGACCUAUACCUAAAUGGAUAUUUUCAAGCACCAAUGAUGUGGAUGUUUCUUAUAAUCAUUUUACCUGGGAUGCUGCUACCGGUCAAAAAAACUGUCCAAGAGGGGCAACAAACAUUGUGGAAGGUUAUUCUUCGUCGCAAAAUGUAACCAUCAAUCCUUGUCUAAGGAAAGAUUUCCCCUGUACUAAAUCAGUUGCACAGCAAAUACAUUCUCUUCACAUCAAUUGCGGAGGGGAAGAAGUACACAUCAACAAGACCAAAUACGUUGACAAUUUGGAUGGAAAAUGUUCCUCAACAUACUACAAUGACGAAAAUUGGGCGUUUAGCAACAUGGGGCAUUUCUUUGAUUAUCACGGGGAUUCUAGUCCUUACAUUCUUUCCAACACGUCUAAUCUGCAUGAUAUCUCUACACACGAUAGCGAAUUAUAUACAACAGCUCGGGGGUCCGCUAUUUCUUUGACAUAUUAUGUAUUGUGUCUUAUGGAGGGGAACUAUACUGUGAAACUCCACUUUGCAGAGAUUGUUUUAACCCAAUAUAACUCAUCUAACAUCCUUGGGAAACGUGUAUUCAACGUUUAUCUGCAGGAGGAUUUAUGGUUAAAAGAUUUUGAUAUAGCAAAAGAGGCUGGUGGUGUUGGUAGGGCAGUUAUAAAAACCCGUUCAAUUCAUGUGAAGAAUAACACACUCAAGAUACGACUUUACUGGGCUGGAAAAGGCACUACUAAUAUUCCAUACAUAGGAUGUUACGGCCCGAUUAUAUCAGCUAUAUCAGUUGACGCGGAUUUUAAGCCACCAGGAUUUGGAAAAAAGACUAAUGUUGGUUUGACAGUGGGGCUGAUAGUGGGGCUGAUUGGUGGAGUUAUUUUGUUCUUAUGUCUAGACUUUUGGAUAUGGAAAAAAUGUUGCUUUAGGUAUAGGAGGGACGACAUAUUAGCAGGGCAUAGACACCUGCUAGGUGAUAUACGUGUCUUUAAAUUUUCGGAGAUAAAAGCUGCAACAAGUAAUUUUAAAUCAUCGAACAAGCGUGGAGAAGGUGGUUUUGGUAGCGUGUAUGAGGGGAAGUUGAAAGACGGGACAAUAGUUGCCGUAAAACAACUUUCUUCAAGGUCAAAACAAGGAAGAGAAGAAUUUAUAGACGAAAUUAGCAUGAUUUCCUCAAUGAAUCAUGUAAAUCUGGUCAGACUUGUUGGAUUUUGUGAUCACAAGCGGCCGUGUGUGGUUUACGAAUACAUGAGAUACAAUAGUUUAUCUCAGGCCCUUUCUGACAAAGGCGCUAAGGGGAGGCUGACAUGGCCUGUGAGGGUACAAAUAUGCAUGGGUGUAGCUCAAGGCUUGUUUUAUCUACACGAAGGCUCAAAUGUUCAAAUCAUACAUAGAGAUAUCAAGCCUAGCAAUAUUUUGCUUGACGAAAAUUUCAUUCCAAAAAUAUCGGAUUUUGGUAUAGCAAAGCAAAACCAAAACAGAAAAACCGACCACACCAAAAAUAUUAAGGGAACAAGGGCCUAUAUGGCUCCAGAGUAUGCAACGCGUGGGUGUUUGACUCCUUUGGCAGACGUUUAUAGUUUUGGAUUGGUGGCCCUAGAACUUGUUAGUGGAAAACCCGUCAGGCAGAGCUUUGCCGACGAUCCCAAUAUAUCCGUUUUUGAUAAGGCAUUUGUUCUAAAAGAUAUGAAAGGAGACCUACUAGAUCUGGUUGAUCCAGACCUUGGGAAUGAGUACUCUCCUGAAGAAGCAUUGCGUAUUUUAAAUGUGGCCAUCUUAUGCAUGGGGUCAUGCCCCCCCCUCAGACCAACCAUGCGUGAAACCAUCCAAUUGCUAGAGGGUCGAGCCGACAUUGCAGGAUUUCAGGAUGAAAAACGUAAUGUCAAUAAGGAAAAAGUUCUCGCCGAUUUCCAGAAGCUUAGAAAAGCUCUCCUAAUGGGCGAAACAUCUACCCAGCCCUUCGUGACGGAAACCUUCGUCACAGAGUCCAGUGUCGAGACAGAGUCCCUUAUCACAGAGUCCCGUGCUGGACCAUCCACCCAGCCCUUGGAAACGGAGUCCUUUGUCACAGAGAUCACCGAGUUAACGUAACACCUUGCUCUCUAAAUAGUUGGCGUAUUACAAAUAACUAUUUGUGGGUUCGUUAGGUUAGAUAUUGUGCACAUUAAUUUUAAUUAUGUGUGUAAGAAAUUGA